AUGGCGGAUGGCUUCUCCUCCGCCUUUGUGGUUGCUCAUGAAACCGGCCAUGUGCUGGGUAUGGAGCAUGAUGGCCAGGGGAACCGCUGUGCCGAUGAGACCAGUAUGGGGAGCAUCAUGGCGCCACUUGUCCAAGCAGCUUUCCACCGCUAUCACUGGUCACGCUGCAGCAAACAGGAGCUCAAUCGAUACAUCCACUCAUAUGACUGCUUGCUGGAUGAUCCCUUUGAGCACAAGUGGCCUAAGCUUCCCGAGCUCCCAGGAAUAAAUUAUUCAAUGGAUGAACAGUGCCGUUUUGACUUUGGAGUUGGUUAUAAAAUGUGCACUGCUUUUCGCACUUACGACCCUUGCAAGCAACUGUGGUGCAGUCACCCUGACAACCAGUACUUCUGUAAAACCAAAAAAGGGCCACCAGUGGAUGGAACAGAGUGUGCACCAGGAAAGUGGUGUUUCAAGGGCCAUUGCAUUUGGAGGUCUAGCCAACAGCCUCAGGGUCACGAUGGCAGCUGGGGCUCCUGGUCAAAGUUCGGCUCCUGCUCCAGAACUUGUGGAGGUGGAGUUCGCUCACGCAGCAGACAGUGCAACAACCCUCCGCCUGCGUAUGGAGGCCGAGACUGCCCUGGCUCUACUUUUGACUACCAGAUGUGCAACACUGAGGAGUGUGCUGGGCCAUACGAGGACUUUCGUGCACAGCAGUGCAUCCAGAGGAGCAACAAAUACCACAAAAACAUCAAGCACACAUGGCUACCAUAUGAGCACCCAGAUGAGAGUCGCAAGUGUGAGCUGAGCUGUAAGUCCAAGGAAACAGGAGAGAUAGUGUUCAUGAACCAGGUGAUGCACGACGGGACGCAUUGCAGCUACUCAGAGCCCUUCAGUGUAUGUGCCCGAGGAGAGUGUCUGCAUGUUGGCUGUGACAAGGAAGUCGGCUCUUACAAACAGGAAGACAAAUGUGGCGUGUGUGAGGGUGACAACUCACACUGUCGCACUGUGAAGCUGACACUCACCAAGACACCCAAAAAGAAUGGAAUGCUGAAAAUGUUCGACAUCCCAAUAGGAGCUCGGCACAUUGUUAUUGAAGAGAAUGAUACAUCGCCUCAUAUAAUUGCUGUGAAGAAUCAAGUAACUGGGAACUUCAUACUGAAUGCAAAAAGUGAAGACGCUGAAUCAAAGACAUUCAUCGAAAAUGGCUUACAGUGGGAGUAUUCCAUUGAUGGUGAGAAGGAGACCCUUAAAACAUCUGGUCCUCUGCAUGAAGGCAUUAUAGUUCUGGUCUUUCCGCAGGCGGAAGAUACAAAAAUGAGCUUGACGUAUAAAUAUAUCAUUCAUGAGGACCUGUUGCCCCUUAUUACCAACAACAAUGUCCUUCUCGCUGAACUGGAUACGUAUGAGUGGGCACUGAAGAGCUGGUCUCAGUGCUCCAAACAUUGUGGUGGAGGCAUACAGUACACAAAAUAUGGCUGUCGGAGAAAGAGCGACAGUCGCUUGGUGCAUCGAAACUUUUGUGACACCAGCAAAAAGCCCAAACCUAUUCGCAAACGCUGCAAUGUGCAAGAGUGCAGCCAGCCGCUGUGGGCGGUGGAGGAGUGGAGUCCCUGCAGUAAGACGUGUGGGAAGCUCAGCUACCAGACAAGGGUGGUACAGUGCACGCAGGAGCUCCACAAUGGCACCAGCAGGCCUGUCCACAGCAAACACUGCACCCAGAACCGUCCAGAGACGAGGAGAACCUGUAACUAUACCACCUGCCCAGCCCAGUGGAGGACAGGCGCAUGGUCACAAUGCUCUGUGACCUGUGGCGAGGGAAUCCAACAAAGGCAGGUGGUUUGCAAGGCCAGCGACAACACCAUUGGCGAAUGUGAGGGGGAAAAGCCAGAAACAAUCCUCAUUUGCAAACUCAGUUAUUGUCCAGAGAGCAUGGUCAAAAAAGAGAAUACAUUCACUGAGCAGCAGUUCUCUCAGUGUAAACACCAGAGAGGAGAACGACCAGACUGGUUUGAGAUGGAAGGAAGGCAACUAAAAUAG
Messenger RNA from Solea senegalensis (Senegalese sole), 2019 nucleotides. RefSeq names its product A disintegrin and metalloproteinase with thrombospondin motifs 3-like. The transcript is spliced from 16 exons. Lineage: Eukaryota; Metazoa; Chordata; Actinopteri; Pleuronectiformes; Soleidae. Gene Ontology annotation, cellular component: extracellular matrix. Bases 1 to 2019 code for a protein of 672 amino acids. Gene Ontology annotation, molecular function: metalloendopeptidase activity. The record is from RefSeq and is a predicted model, not a curated record. Gene Ontology annotation, biological process: proteolysis; extracellular matrix organization.